AAGGAGAUCGGACUUUCGGGUUCCCUUGCAAACCUCAUCUUCGGUCGCAUCUUCCAAGCUUUUCUCGUUUUUCCUCACUCCGAUGCUCUGCGGGUUGCGCGCGAUGCGCGCACUGGCGCCGCUCGCGGGCGCGCUGCCGGCCAUGGCCUGUCGCGCGGCGAGCGGAGCUCCGAGCGGUCCACGCGCGGUGGUGACUGGGGCCGGGAGCGGCAUCGGUCGCGCGCUGAGCCUGGCGCUGGCGGCCAGGGGCGUCUACGUGCUGGCGGUGGGGCGGCGCCCCAAGGCGCUGGCCGAGACUUGUGAGUUGGCCAAGACGGAGGGUCAGAUGGAGGCCCUGGCGGCGGACGUGUCCGCCGCCGCUGGGCGGGCGGCGGUGGCGAGCCGCGCGAAAGAGCUGUGCGAAGGCGCGCCCUUGUCCUGUGUGGUGCACAAUGCAGCGGUGGUCGGCGAGUUGGGGACCGUGGAGCAGCUCUCGGAGGAAGGCUUCCGGCAGACCAUGGCCAUCAACGUGGAGGGCCCCCUCUUCAUGACCAGAGAUCUCCUUCCGCUGCUGACGUCCUCGAAGGGUCGGGUGCUGCAUAUCAGCAGCGGGGCGGCUCACAGGCCUUUGGAGGGCUGCCUGGAAUACUGCACCAGCAAGGCGGCCCUCUUCAUGGUGAUGCGGGCCUUGGACGAGGAGCUCUCGCCCUGCGGUGUCCGCGUGGGCUCGGUGAUGCCCGGGGUGGUUGACACGCCCAUGCAGUCCACGCUGCGCGCCGGGGACUUCGCCUCCGUAGACUACUUCAAAAACCUGGGCACUUCCAGUGCCGGCGAGUUCCAGGGGCCCCAGGCGCCUCCGAAAGGGCUGGACCACCCGGAGAACGUGGCGGCCUUCCUGAGCUGGCUGCUGCUGGAGGUGCCUCCGGCAGAGUUCGGGGGCCGGGAGUGGAACAUCGGAGACCCGGAGCACCAGAAGAUGUGGUUCCGGUCUUGAGUGCUUUUGGCCCAUUUCACUACGGUGGAUGCCCCCGUGUUGCAAGCAAAGG
This is a messenger RNA of Effrenium voratum, 1025 nucleotides long. The record is from the annotation of a GenBank genome assembly. Lineage: Eukaryota; Dinophyceae; Suessiales; Symbiodiniaceae.